This is a messenger RNA of Gossypium raimondii (Peruvian cotton), 1585 nucleotides long. RefSeq names its product zinc finger protein CONSTANS-LIKE 13. The record is from RefSeq and is a predicted model, not a curated record. The transcript has 4 exons. Lineage: Eukaryota; Viridiplantae; Streptophyta; Magnoliopsida; Malvales; Malvaceae. Gene Ontology annotation, molecular function: zinc ion binding; protein binding. Bases 221 to 1279 code for a protein of 352 amino acids.
AGGAGCAAAGAACAAAAAAUUCAACUAACACAUUGAAAGACAACUUGCGCACCAAGAAAAGCCUUAACUUACUAGACUCUAUACCCCUCGCCUCUAUCCAUUUCCACCAUUUUUCUUCAGACAAAGCACCCAAAGCUUGGCGCCAUUCAAAUGCUUUAUAUUCUUCUCUUUUCUUCUUAACCAAUCCUUCCUAAAAAAACCCAACCUAUAUCAAUUACACAUGACUGAUCAGAGAAGAAGUAACCAAAAACAGGGGAGACUCUGUGAUUAUUGCAACCAAUCCAAAGCUCUUUUAUAUUGCAGAGCUGACUCCGCCAAGCUAUGCUUUUCGUGUGACAGGGAAGUUCACUCGGCUAACCAACUAUUCUCUAAGCACUCUCGGUCACAGCUCUGUGACGCUUGUGAUGGUUCCCCUGCUUCCAUCUUUUGCGAAACAGAGCAAUCGGUGUUUUGCUCCAACUGUGAUUGGGAAAGCCACAAGUUUUCGACGUCUUCGUUGCAUAAUAGGAGGCCAAUAGAAGGGUUUACUGGGUGUCCUUCGGUGAAUGAGUUGGUGAGUUUUGUUGGGAUCGAGGAUGUGGGUGAAAAGAAAGGUGGUGAUGAUUGUGGAUAUGAUGAUGGGUGGUUGGAUUUGUUGAGCUGGGAAAAUCCGGUGAUCUCUAGCUUUGAUGAUUUGCUUGUUUCGAGUGAUUCUGAUCAUGGGUUUAAGCCAACUGAUGUUCUUCCUUUGCCCAAGAAUCGUAAUGCUAAUUGUGGACAACAUAAAGAGGAAGUACUUCAUCAACUACGUGAACUAGCAAAAUCUGAACCUACCCUCAGCUUUGAUAAUACUGAUGAUUUGCAGACAGGAACUGUGCAUACAAGUUGCACAAAUGAUACAGCUCCAAUUUCAUUUCCUGCUUAUGAGUCAAGUGCACUACGGUUCUUCGGCGACAACGUUGAGAUGACCGACAAAGUUUUUGUGCCUUUCUCGGAAUUAAGGGGUCAUACUGAGGAAUGUGCUGUGGUUCCUGAUAAACAUCUAGGUUCAAGUAGGACUAUACCUGUGAGUGAUAGUCUUGGGAACCAACAACAUCAAAUUGAUGCUGGAACCGUGUCAGCACUUCCAAAGGUCGCUGUCCACGAGUUAAAUAGCCAGGAAAGAGACUCAGCGAUCUCGCGCUACAAGGAGAAAAGGAAAACAAGGAGAUUCGAUAAGCACAUCAGGUACGAAUCAAGAAAGGUCAGAGCCGAAAGCAGGGCAAGAAUUAAAGGACGUUUUGCGAAGUUGGAGCAUUGAGAUUACUGGUGAACUACUUUUGAGACUGGAAUUGCUAUGAGCAGGGAUCAUUUUUGUAACUAGAUAAUGUUUUCCUUUGUUCAUUCUUUGUUCCUUUGAAGCUAAAAUCUUAGUAAGAUGCAAGGUUUCUUGUAAAAUAUUGAAUUGUAAUACCUAUAAUUACAUCAUGUAGGCUAUUUUUUAACCUUUAAGCUGAUGGUUUGUGCACUGAAAUGCUGAUUAUUGGCCACAGCAGUGAAAGCCCUUAUUUGGAAUCUUGGACUUUUUACAAUCAUGUCAUGCAAAAUAAAACGAUGGUUAGUGAAA